CAAGCUUGGCUCAAGGCUCAGGAGCCAGCUCGAGCAGCGCAUGCAAUAAUGAGCAAGGGCUUCAUCGCCCUUGGUAAUGUAUUCUGGCUCCCAGACGUGAUGUCGAGCUCGCUGAUGGCUGCAACUGCUCGGUACCCCAUCACGCUCAUGUUGGUUGGCCUGUCCAUCUGUGUCGGUGCCGUUGACGUGCGCAGCUGUGAUUGGGUGGAUGGCCACCUGCAGGUGAAAUGGCAGGCACCCGCAGGUACACCUUCUGAUUACUACGAGAUCCAGCUGUCCAGCACGUCAGAGGGCCAAGCUUUCGGGAUCUUUUCCACUGCAGCCUUGUCAGCAGACAUCGACUCCCUGUCGCCAAGCACGACCUACUGGGUUCGAGUGCGCGCGCACGCGUGA
Messenger RNA from Prorocentrum cordatum, 393 nucleotides. The record is from the annotation of a GenBank genome assembly. Lineage: Eukaryota; Dinophyceae; Prorocentrales; Prorocentraceae.